Messenger RNA from Erythranthe guttata (spotted monkey flower), 2134 nucleotides. RefSeq lists its product as uncharacterized. The record is from RefSeq and is a predicted model, not a curated record. NCBI's taxonomy places the organism in Eukaryota, Viridiplantae, Streptophyta, Magnoliopsida, Lamiales, Phrymaceae. Gene Ontology annotation, biological process: protein transport.
GUCCCACUCUCCACUCUGAAAUUUCUUCAACUUUUUGAAAUCACCAUUUCUUUGUUUCAAACGGAUAGAAAACAAACACAUAUCGAAAAUGCUGGACGGUAUCCUCGGUCGUGGAUUCAGCGUCAAAUGCAAAUCUCUGAUAAAAACGAUUCGGGCAAGGAUCGAUGUAGUUAGACGGAGAGUGGAGGCUAAGCAAAGAUUCCUGAGAGAAGAUCUAGCCAAGUUGCUUUCCAAUGGCCUUGAUAUUAACGCUUAUGGAAGGACUGAAGAAUAUCUUGCUGGAUUGAACCUCUUGUGUUUGUAUGACGUUGUUGAGCAAUAUUGCGAGUGCAUCGUGAAGCAACUUUCAAGAAUGCAAAAACAAGGGGAAUGUCCUGAAGAAUGUAGGGAGGCUGUUGCAUCGCUGAUUUAUGCUGCUGCAAGGUUCUCUGAUCUGCCCGAACUGCGAGAGCUCAGAGAUACAUUUCAGCAGCGAUAUGGACAUUGUUUAGAAGUUUUUGUUAAUCAAAAGUUUGUCGAGAAUCUAUCUUCGAGGCCACCUUCAAACGAGAAGAGACUCCAGGUAUUGCAAGAUAUAGCUUCCGAGUUUUCAAUUAAAUGGCAUUCUAGUGGAUUUCAGCGGAGGUUGGCGGCUACUCAUUCAGUAGUAAUUCAGCAGGUAGACGUACAAAAAGCGGAUAUAGUGAAACAAAGCUCUAGAAUUUUGGACGAGAAGAGAAUAAUUCACAGCUACGGUGAAACUAAUGUGUCGAGAAAAGACGAAGACGAAUCAAAUCAUCAUAUCAUUAAAAGGAACGAAACAACCGAUUACAGAGAGAAGUCAGUAUUGAAGAGGGGGGGAGGAAGUAGGUUGCAAGGUGAUGAUGGAAUUAAACAUUCAUAUCCUGCCGACAAAGGUGGUGCACAAUUGAAGGUAGAAAGUCGAAACAGAGCUUUCCACGAGAAAGUGCUGGAUAAUAAUGUUGACACGGGAUCCACUACACGUAGUAACCGUUCUUGUAAUCCAAGAAAAGGAGAAAGCACGGAAUAUCCCGGAAAAACCGAAAAUGUCAUUUCUUACAACUGUUCCAAUCAAGAUAAUGCAAUGAACUCGAUAAGUAAAAGACUGGAUGAAGGAUCUGACAGGUUUAAAUCUUGCGCUAGUUAUACCAUCCCUCCACCACCGUAUGUGAGAUCAAAAGACGAUAUCCCUUGUCCUCCAUAUACAAAGCCCAAGGAAGAUAAAGACAGGCAUACUAGAAGUUCUAAGCAUGCUGGUUUUGAUAUGGAUGAAGAUGACACAGGUAACACAAAGACGGAAAAAAAUGUUGCACCUACUAAAGUAAAGAAUUAUGACCGCGGAAAAGAGGUCGAUUAUCAGAUUCCCUUGCCGAAACCACGGUCAAUUCAAAGGAAACACCACAAAUCAUCGUCCAACUAUAUCGUUGAAGAUGUCGGAGGUGUGAAUAGGAGCUCCAGUAGUCGAAGAAAGGAUCGUUCGAGAAAGGAUGACGAGGAAAGAAUGAUGGACAAGAUGUUGAUUCAUUACAGCAAGAAACAAUCAAGCUAUGAUGAAGUAAAGUUGAGGAAUAAGUUGUCGGCUAAACCUUCACAUGUAAGAACUAGUGAUGAUGGUGAAUCAUCGAUUAGUCAAAGCAGAGAUGCGGAUUAUCGGGAACUUGGAUUGUUUCCACCGCCAAGUAGAUCUGUUUCUCUUCCGACUGCUUUACCAGAAUCAGAGAAGGUUCUUAGCCGCGCUAAUACUUUCCAAGCAGAUAAUCAGGCACCGCAUGUGCAUCCCAAAUUACCUGACUACGACGAUUUAGCUGCAAGGUUUGCUGCUCUUAAGGGUACAUAAAUAACACUAGCUAAUGAAGCUGAUUAGAUUAGCUAUCUCUAAUCCCAAACAUUUGCAUAUCUUCGAGUUCCUAUACGUGUGUGAAUUUAGUCCUACGAUUAAAUUGAGUGUUGUGAGAACUGAUAGUUGUAGAAGCUUUCCAACUUGCUUCCAAGAUGCUUAUUGUAAUUCUUUGCAAAUAUGUAUAUUGUAGGCUUUCUGAGUUGUAAUACUGUAAGAUUUGGGCAGUGUAAUCCCUUCAUUCAACUGAUUUUGGCCUAAUUUCUAUGGUUUAUAAUUAAGCAAAUGUUUGAAUCA